AUGCUUCAUGUCGACCGCAACAGACACAAAGACUUCAUCGCACCCCGGCAACAACGACCUCAAAGCCUCUGGAUGUCACAACAAGGUGCCGUUCGGCCUUGGGCAGUGGGUCUAGCCAAUCGGCUUCACCUCCAAACAUUUCCGCUACAUGCCAACCAGAUCCUCACCACAGCCGGAAUCUACUACGGACUCUACUCCGUCGUCUCACCCGCGGUAUCUCGUUGGCUAGCACCCAAGACGUACAAACACUUAUCGAAGUCAUCCCGAGCAAACUGGGAUGCCCGAGCUGUUGGAUUUGCUCAAGCCAUCUUCAUCUCUUACCAUGCUUUGAAUGUCAUCUUCACGGAUCCGACAAGACCGAAUGCUACUGCUCAUCAGCGAUUAUGGGAUUACUCGGCUAGAGUGGGAAAGGUGCAGGCGUACGCUGCUGGGUACUUCCUUUGGGAUCUUUACGUCACAUCAAGAUAUGCGGGUCAGUUUGGGCCAAGUGCAGCGGCUCACGCUUUUUGCGGGUUAUUGAUUACAAUGAUCGGAUUCCGACCGUUUGCAAACUACUAUGGCGUGAACUUCAUCCUUUACGACCUCUCGACACCCUUCCUCAAUAUUCAUUGGCUGCUGGACAAGCUUCACUUGACUGGCUCAAACCUCCAGCUGUACAACGGCAUCGCUCUGAUCUCGACCUUCUUCAGCGCAAGACUGGUAUGGGGCAGCUACCAGACCUGGCUUUUAUCGUCCGAUAUGCUUGAGGCCUGGCGAACGGAAGCGGAGAUCGUGCCCACAUGGUUGUUCCUCACGUAUCUGGUCAGCAACACGACGCUAACAUGUCUGAACUUCUACUGGUUUGGUAAGAUGAUCCAGGCAUUACGGAAGCGGUUCGAGCCACCCAAAGAUGGUGAUCAGCCGGCACGGAAGUAG
This is a messenger RNA of Recurvomyces mirabilis, 915 nucleotides long. RefSeq lists its product as uncharacterized. Gene Ontology annotation, biological process: lipid homeostasis. The transcript has 2 exons. The record is from RefSeq and is a predicted model, not a curated record. Lineage: Eukaryota; Fungi; Ascomycota; Dothideomycetes; Mycosphaerellales; Teratosphaeriaceae. Bases 1 to 915 code for a protein of 304 amino acids. Gene Ontology annotation, cellular component: membrane; endoplasmic reticulum.